AUGAUUCGGGUUUUAAUCCAGGAUUGUCACCUCCGACUAAGCAAGUACAAAGUAGCAUUUGAGGAUGAACAAGCGAAGUGCUCAAGGAUCCUUGGAGAACCGCUGACAAAUGAUCUUCAUCGCAGCAUUUCUCUCAGUGCCAGGCGCAUUCGCGAUGUACGUGAAUCAAAACUGAAGCAGAAGUUGACCACACUGAGCGAAAAGAAUGCCAGCCUCUGCCAUGAUAAUGUUGUGCACAACCUAUCUUCCAAACAACUGACAGCAGAGCAGAUAAAAGUCCUGAGCCAUGAUGCCUGCUUCAAUACGACGGAUGCCCAACCUGUUGACUUCAUCGCAGCUGCGGAAUCUGUCAUUCGUGAAGCUCCAAUCACUGAGGAAAACAGAAAUCUGCUACGACAGCAAAUAUCCUCCAGACUCAUGUCCCACAAGAAACGCAAUAUGCUCUCGAAAGCAGAAAACGAAGCACUUCGGACUCUGAAGGUCGACAAAAGCAUUGUCAUACUCCCGGCCGAUAAAGGACGAUCGACGGUCGUACUGAACAAGGAGGACUACGUCAACAAAGUCGAGGCCGUGAGCAAUUAUCACGGUGACAGUGAGCCAGUUUGCCGAGCGAUCAUCACACCAGCAUCGAGCACGGAUGACGAAAUCGCGGCAAUUAACAACUCGGACUCGGACCGCCAAGCCACCGCCGCAUCAAUUACGACCCCAGCGGCGAUUGUGAGAACUGUUAAUUGCAGUGCGCAUACGGUCCCACGGCAGCCACGUGCUAUAAAUACUGCACUCCUGGUGCCACCUUCACCUCUAUCUGCUAAUGUCUCUGAUGAUGGAUUCGAGUGAGAAUCCGAAACGUCAGGCAAAUAAACUUCUUGUUCCAGUGGUCGCAUCUUCAUCUUCUGAACUGCUACCUGGGACUCGCCUGUUCGCUUCUAUCAGCAAAGUCGAGGCCCUUUUGGGCGAUAAAACUGCCUACAUUCCUUGUGAAGGUGAUAUGACGAAGACUUUAAUGAGCAAAAUCAACAAGGACCUGGAAAGUCUUCGGAAGUUAAAAGCGAUUACACAGCUUGACUGGCAGCGGAUAAAACCAAAGGAUUCCGCGAUCGCGAGAUUCUAUGGUCUACCCAAGGUCCACAAACCAGGAACCCCCCUACGACCGAUCGUUUCUCUAAGAGGCACACCAACAUUUGGCCUGGCUAAGUGGCUGUUCCAGCGUCUGAAAUUCCUAACCCAAGGUCCUGAAACUACCAUCCACUCAGCAGAACGAUUCCUUGAGAAACUGCAAGGUAUUCAACUUACAGAUGACGAAGUGAUGGUAUCUUUCGACGUGAUAUCACUCUUCACUUUCAUCCCACAACAUCUCGCGGUUGAAACUGUGCAAACCUUGUAAGAGCAACGUUAUAACGAGACGGAAAACAAACUUAAGAUAAAACACCUUGUCGAUCUCCUGAAACACCGCUUGAAGACCUUCUUCAUCUUCAAUGGAGCCACGUACGAAAAAGUUAAAGGCACACCGAUGGGGUCGCCGUUAUCCAGCUUGAUUGCUGAGGCAGUGUUACAGCGACUGGAGGCACUGGCUUUUGACCACUACCGACCGCGAUUGUGGGUACGGUAUAUUGAUGACACAUUUGCCAUCAUCAGUCGGGACAGGAUGUGGGAAUUCACGCAGCAUCUGAACUCGAUCUUCCCAGAUAUCCAGUUCACGAUGGAGGAGAAAAAAGAUUGCCAGUUGCCGUUCCUCGACGUACUAGUCCAGAGAAAAGGCGAUGGGGGACUAAAAACAACAGUUUACCGAAAGGCGACAAAUACCUCUCGUAUUCUGAGUUUUCUCAGCAACCACCCCCUUUCGCACAAACGCAGCUGCGUAAGAACACUCUACCGACGGGUAGAAACCCACUGCACAGAGCCAGCCGACAAGAAGGCCGAGGCCCAGUUCCGGAGGUAACUCUUCACCAUGAACGGCUACCCUGGGAAUUUCGUCGAAAAGUGCAGGCGAGAAACUCGGGGAAGAAAAUCGAAGGGGCAGCCGAAACCGAAGUGCUGGUGCGCAGUGCCGUACGUAGCUGGUUUGUCAGAAGAAUUCGACAGACCCGUGAGCGAAUUUGGGAUGGGCGUCGCGCACAGACCUGAAGCCACAAUCUGAAGGCAACUCAUGCAGCCCAAGGAUCCGAUUCCCAUAAAUCAGAAAUCGGGGGUCAUUUACCGGAUAGACUGCAAUUGCGGUCAGGCCAGUUAUGUUGGUGAAACCAGAAAACAGGUCCGCACGAGAUUGCAUGAGCAUGAAUUGGCCGUGAGACGGAAGGAUAAACUCUCUUUGUUAGCCGCCCACGCCUCCUCGCCAUGACACGCUUUUGACUUUGGGAGCGUGAGAAUACUAGGACAGUCAGACAACCGAGUUGCGCGCCUGCUGCAGGAAGCGUGGCACUCAACUGAGGACGCGAUUAAUCGACAUAUCGAUCUGCAAAUCGCCAAUCAAGCACUGCGUGAACAAAGCAACUGCGCAGCUAUAGGUCACCCCCGGCAGAGGUCAGCUAAAUACACGACGAGCUGUACAGUUUUUUCAUUCCUUGAUGAUGGGCUCGCGUGAAAGUUCGAAAUGUCGGAUAAAUAAACCAUUGGUCCCAGCGAUCGCAGGCGAGGGUUUAAGUAUGAGCCCCAAGUCACAACGAAACGAGUAUGUUCCGUCACCUAAUCGGCGUGAGCCCACUGUCAUAAUUAAUAUUGUCGAUCACAACCGACAGGACAACGGGCCCGUGGCUCAAUGGUAGAGCGCCAAACUCCAUGACCAAAGAUCCCGGGUUCGAAUCUCAAGUGAUCCAAACUUGGGGUUGGGUAUGACUGGCUGAUGACGGCUAAUAAGCCAAAAAUGGCCAUUCCGGUCUCCCUUGUCUUUGUCGGUUCCAUCUCAUAUAUAUAUAUAUAUAUAUAUAUAUAUAUAUAUAUAUAUAUAUAUAUAUCAGGUGAAUAAUUUCAGAAAUUAAUCAUUGCAGGACUUGGAGUUAAAUCUCCGGGACAUGACUUUUUAGGGUCAGAACCGAAAUUUCAAUGAACAUUUGAGUCGAAGACAAUCAACUACUGUGGAAUAACCACGGAAUGCCCAUUCUACAAACAAGUAGUUAUACGAGUAGUAUGAAUUCCAUAUGGUAAAGGUAUUAUACCGUACUCCCGACAUAGAUACUUGCUAAAAGCCCAGACACGUGUUUCGCCGAUAUUCUGCCGCUACGUGACGCAGCUGCGAGGCGUUCGGCUCUUCAGUGGGACCCCCAGCGUUCUCUAGCCGUUUCUGGUAUAUGAACUCCAGAGAAUAAUCAGGUGAAUAAUUUCAGAAAGUAAUCAGUGCAGGACUUGGAGUUAAAUCUCCGGGACAUGACUUUUUAGGGUCAGAACCGAAAUUUCAAUGAGCAUUUGAGUCGAAGACAAUCAACUACUGUGGAAUAACCACGUAAUGCGCAUUCUACAAACAAGUAGUACUACGAGUAGUAUGAAUUCGUAACACGUGUCUGGGUUUUUACAUGUAUCUAUGUCGGGAGUACGGUAUAAUACCUUUACCAUAUGGAAUUCAUACUACUCGUAUAACUACUUGUUUGUAGAAUGGCAUUCCGUGGUUAUUCCACAGUAGUUGAUUGUCUUCGACUCAAAUGUUCAUUGAAAUUUCGGUUCUGACCCUAAAAAGUCAUGUCCCGGAGAUUUUACUCCAAGUCCUGCACUGAUUACUUUCUGAAAUUAUUCACCUGAUUAUUCUCUGGAGUUCAUAUACCAGAAACGGCUAGAGAACGCUGGGGGUCCCACUGAAGAGCCGAACCCCUCGCAGCUGUGUCACGCAGCGGCAGAAUAUCGGCGAAACACGUGUCUGGGCUUUUAGCAUGUAUCUAUGUCGGGUGUACGGUAUAAUGCCUUUACCAUAUGGAAUUCAUACUACUCGUAUAACUACUUGUUUGCAGAAUGGGCAUUCCGUGGUUAUUCCACAGUAGUUGAUUGUCUUCGACUCAAAUGUUCAUUGAAAUUUCGGUUCUGACCCUAAAAAGUCAUGUCCCGGAGAUUUAACUCCAAGUCCUGCAAUGAUUAAUUUCUGAAAUUAUUCACCUGAUAUAUAUAUAUAUAUAUGAGAUGGAACCGACAAAGACAAGGGAGACCGGAAUGGCCAUUUUUGGCUUAUUAGCCGUCAUCAGCCAGUCAUACCCAACCCCAAGUUUGGAUCACUUGAGAUUCGAACCCGGGAUCUUUGGUCAUGGAGUUUGGCGCUCUACCAUUGAGCCACGGGCCCGUUGUCCUGUCGGUUGUGAUCGACAAUAUUAAUUAUGACAGUGGGCAAAGCGGAAUGAGCAUGUUCCAUAACGUUAUCGGCGAGCGCCCACUGUCAUAAUUAAUAUUCCCGAUCACAACCGACAGGACAACGGGCCCGUGGCUUAAUGGUAGAGCGUCAAACUCCAUAACCAAAGAUCCCGGGUUCGAAUCUCAAGUGAUCCACACUUGGGGUUGGGUAUGACUGGCUGAUGACGGCUAAUAAGCCAGAAAUGGCCAUUCCGGUCUCCCUUGUCUUUGUCGGUAUCAUCUCAUAUAUAUAUAUAUAUAUAUAUAAUUUUAGGGGGCGCUCACCGAUCGUUCAUACGGAACUCACUCGUUCCGUUGUGCCUUAUGGACUCUCUCUCGAGCCCAACCAGCAGCCGCACAGCGGCGCAUGAUAUAUAGGCACACUUCGGGCUUGGGUAUGGCUGGGUGACGACGGCUAAUAAGCCAGAAAUGGCCAUUCCAGUCUCCCUUGUCUUUGUCGGUAAUAUCAUUCUGCAUAUAUAUAUAUAUAUAUAUAGUACCACUCAAAAGAUUCCCUGUUUACAACAGAGCUAAUUGGUUGUACAAGCAUCUGAAGCAGUUAAUCCACGGGACUCGCCACAGAAUUAAGAGCUCUCACGAAUUCCUCGACCGGAUCGAAGACCUCAAAUUAUGCACUGAUAAAUGCCUCCUGUCUUUUGACGUCGUUGCCUUAUUUUCCUUUAUACUACACUUUUUGGCAAUUGACUGCGUAACCCAACGCCUACAGGACAAUCCUGUUGAUAUCCCCCCGCAGCACGUUAUAGCACUGCUCGAGCUCUGCUCUCAGAACUAUUGUAAAUUCGACAAUGAGUACUACCAACAGGUGAAGAGAACCCCGAUAGGCUCACCAAUAUCGGGAAUACUCGCCAAGCUAAUAUAACAGCGACUAUAAGAAGGGGUUUUUCAAACUCUAAACCCGAAUAUGUAGCACCACUAUGUCGACGACACCUUUGUCGUGAUAAAAAACCGCGAAGUCGAAAGGCCACAUCAGAGGCUGGCUGAUGUCUUUCCAGCCAUACAAUUUAGUCGUGAAGAGGCAGUAGGAAACAGUCUGUCGUUUCUGGACGCGAAAUUAAAGAAGCUGGACGAUGGAAGCCUUGCAACGUGCGUCCAUAGGAAAUGAUCUGAUUUUGAGAUUAUUCUCGAUUAUGGGAGCGGUCAUUCUGCGGCUCACGAAAGGAGCUGCGUCCGAACACUCCCACCGGCCCUAUCGCUAUCGCGGCAAUGAUUAUUUCCUGAAAAAAGAACUAGCCUAUCUGUAUCGGUUGUUUCUAUUUAACGGAUAUCCGAUCAGUUUUGUGAAGAACUGCCUCAAGCGCCAGGCGUAACCCCAAGGCCCCUCCUCAAACGGAGAAAUCGUGGCACGGAAAUUCUUCUCCCUACCCUCUAUUCAAGGGAAAUGAUCGUCCGGAAGCUAGAUCGGUUUGGUGUCCGCGUUGCCCACAAGCCAGCAUCCUCGCUGCGCACAGCCUCAACUCGAGUAAAGAAUCCUAUCUCCAAAGAGGAACAGACUAACGUUAUCUAUCGCAUCCCGUGUGCCAAUUGUCGCUGCGUAUACGUUGAUCAUACAGGACGACGCCUGGGAACUCGAAUUAAUGAAAACAAACUAGCUCUUCGUCGUCGUGACCACUGUCUCUCGUGUUUGCGCACGCCCUCCAGUGCGAUCACCGUUUUAAUUGGGAUACCACCGAGGCCAUCGCCACGGCCAACACAAAACGGGCGAGUGAAUUCCUGUAGGCAUACUACUCUAACGCUGACAGUAUCAACCGCCACGUUGACCUAGAUGUCCAUCAUGACGGCCUACGAUCACGGCUCACUGAGCCGUGUCCCAUGCCGCAUCAACAGCAGCUAAUCUAGCCGCCCGCAGUUCCACCAACCUACCAUUCUUCCUUCCCAGCCAACACCGGGAACCGUAUAUGCUCUCUUCUCCCCGCUCACCUCAUCCCGGUUCAAAACCCACCGUGACCCUCUGCCCACAUCACCACCCCCACAUGCCAAUGCUCCGCCUGCCAAUGCUCCGCCUGCCAAUGCCUGUCCAGUCGCGCCGACAAGCCCAGUGUGA
This is a messenger RNA of Spirometra erinaceieuropaei, 6367 nucleotides long. Lineage: Eukaryota; Metazoa; Platyhelminthes; Cestoda; Diphyllobothriidea; Diphyllobothriidae. The record is from the annotation of a GenBank genome assembly.